Molecule: messenger RNA, 5460 nt
Organism: Schistocerca nitens (vagrant locust)
Lineage: Eukaryota; Metazoa; Arthropoda; Insecta; Orthoptera; Acrididae
Product: leucine-rich repeat-containing protein 15
Exons: 9
Coding region: 316-2658 (780 amino acids)
Cellular component (GO): plasma membrane
Molecular function (GO): protein binding
Source: RefSeq, a predicted model, not a curated record
CAGCAGUAGUAGGGCGUUUCCUUGCGAGAACUCUGUGCCGUCGCCUUUCGGUGUGCCAUUCACUGCAGUACGUUACAACGUGCUGCGAAUAAAGUGCGACUGUGGUGUUUUCAGACGAGCUCUUGUGUUCCAGAUGUGACCGUCGUCAUUUCGAAUAAUGUGUUUUGAUUAAGGUAGCACCGUUACUCGAACAACCCAAUGAGAAAUUUCAGAAACCGACCUCGGUGAAGACCAGUUUGGAUUCCAGAGAAGUGUAGGAACACGAGAGGCAAUACUGACCCUGUGACUUGUCUUAGAGGCAGAGUGACGGCGAGCAUGCGGUCUCGCCUGGCAGAGAGGACGGUGGCCGCGGGGCCGCUGCUGCUGCUGCUGGCUCUAGUGGGCCCAGCGGCGGCCUACUCGUGUCCCUCAGAGUGCAGCUGCCACCCGCCGGACGGCGCCCGCGUCGACUGCUCGUCGCAGUCGCUCACCGCCAUACCGGAAGGCCUCGACCCAAAUGUUACGUACCUCGACCUGUCGAGGAACAACAUCAUGACGGUGGACCCGGCGAAGCUGUCGGGCCUGACGCGCCUGACGCGACUGGACCUGUCGGCCAACUACAUCUCGCUGCUGAGCGCGGCCGCCUUCUCGGCGCUGGUGUCGCUGGAAGAGCUGGACCUGAGCGGCAACCGCAUCUCGCGGCUGGCGCACGUGGCGGCCGACUCGCUGCUGGCCAACCUGACGAGGCUGGGCCGCCUAUCGCUGGCCGACAACCAACUGCGCGAGCUGCAGGAGCUGGACGGGGGACUCGUGCUGGCCAGCCCCUCGCUGAGGGAGCUCGACCUCAGCCGCUGCCAGCUGCAGAAGAUCGACCACCGCGCCACGCUGGCGCGCCUGCCGCGCCUCCAGAUCCUCAACGUCUCCGACAACCCCAUCAAGUGGAUCCGGGAGGUGGUGUCGGCGUCGCUGCACACGCUGGACGCGAGCCGCUGCGAGAUGGACAGCCUGGGCAGCAGCGCGCUGCGCGGACUCACCGCGCUCGUCUCGCUGCGGGUCAGCCUCAACCCGCAGCUGCGGCUGGGCGAGCCCCGCCUCUACGCGGCCACGCUGCGCCGCCUGCACGCCGACCACUGCGCGCUCGACAAGCCCGCGCUCCAGGGCAUGCCGGCGUUGCAGUACGCCUUCCUGCGCGGGAACAAGGUGGAGACACUUACUCAGAAAGAUUUUAAUAACAGCGCUCAGCUGAUACGACUGGAGCUUCCCAGGAACUUAAUACGUUUCAUCGAGAAGGACGCCUUCCGACCACUAGUCGAACUGGAGAGGCUCGAUCUGUCUGGGAACAAGCUACACCAGCUGGCAUGGAACGCCUUCGUGAACUGUAAGAAACUGAAGUGGCUGUACCUCUCCGAAAACCCGCUAACCGAGCUGACGAACAUUUCGUCCGACUCGAUUCGUACUAUCGACGCCAGUCAAUGCAAGAUCAGUGGACUCCGCAGAGACGUGUUGACGGGUGCGCGCCAGUUGCUGGAGCUCAACUUAUCGAGCAACUGGAUCGAGAGUGUACCCAAACGACUGCGUUCUGUGUCGCUCGUCAAGCUGGACCUCAGCCAGUGCAGGCUUUCGGCAGUCACCAACGAGACGUUCGUCGAACUGUACCAGCUUCGGUACCUCUACCUACACGGCAACAGGCUUACCAAUGUUCCCAAGUCGUCAAUGGUGACUGGCCUGAAGAACCUAGUGCACCUGACUCUGCACGACAACCCGUGGCGUUGCGACUGCGGUGCGCCAGACUUCCGCUACCUGUGGGACAACCUGACGGCGUCGUCACCGCCCAUUCUCACCGUCAGUGAGAGGCAGACGGUCAAGUGCGCGUCGCCCGAGGCGGUGGCGGGCCAGCAGUGGUGGCUGGCGUGCGUGGAGAAGUGGUACCCGCCGGCGCAGAGCCAGGCCACCAACACGAUGAGCCGCAACGGCGCUGCGGCGCUCGGCCUCGUGGCCGUCAUCGUGACCGCCGUGGCGCUCUUCUGCUUCCUGCGGCAGCGCCUGCACGAGAAGAAGGAGGAGCGCGCAAGGGAGGUGGACCGCAUGGCGCGCGCCGCCGAGGAGGUGCAGGACCGCCUGCGCAGGCAGCACUCCGAGGCAAUGCUGCACCAGGAGCUGGAGGCGAUCGCGCGGUCGCGUUCACAUUUGUCUUCGCCCCCGCGGCAACGCCGUACUGAGAGCCAGCUAACGGAGCCGCCGACGUAUGAGGAGGCGUUGCUGAUGGCGCGAUCUGUGGAGGAACUGGCCGAGAGGAAUGCCGCAGCUGCGCAGGCGCAAACCAUGACGCACGCACCGAGGCGGCCUAGCAGCAGCAGCAGCAGCAGCAGUGGGCAAAGCCUCAACCUCAGUGGCGACGACGACGGUCAAUACGCCAGAGCUGCCGGCUGGAGCGAGCCGUCGGGUCGCCACCACCGAGAAGAUAGUGACGGCUCUCUCUCAGUUAGUGACAGUGCUGGUGACGUCUAUAGAUACUCGGAAGAUCCCUCCGCGAAGCGCGGGCCUAUUCCGGGAAGCCCUGGAGGCAGCUCCAGUAGUUCCGCACACAGCUUCGUUGCCACCGCCGGUACCAGUUCUGAUGACGAGGCUAAGGCCACUGGGUCAUCUGCUGCAAGGGCACUGAACCACAGACGCUCUUAGCUUCGGAAAUAGCUGUAUGCCUCUGCUAGAGCCAUAAUACAGUGAGAACUUUGGCUGACAUGUAUAUUGGUGAUAAAUCGGUCGUCAUUGCCGGAAAGAAAAUUAUCUCAGGUCCACAGCAAUAAUACGUAGCCAGUUUCUUCGUCACUUGCUCAGAAGAUUCAACGACGCAAAACAGCAAGCUCUUUGUUCAGCUUCUUCGAAUUUUCUGAGUAACUCGCGUGAAAUGCAGGCGAUCUCAAAAUCGGUCAACACCAGUUAUUGGGCUGUGGGUCCCGUGUAGUAACAGUGCAAGAAGCCUGUUUCGACUACCUACCUAGCCCAUUGUCAGUACAAAAGCGGGUGGCAUCGGAUGAAGCCAAGGAACUGGCUUAAUCUCGUUUGAAUCAUAGAAUUGGUUCUCGAAAUGUCGCCUACUCACUUUAGUGCAGAGUGUAUGAAAAGCGCCGAGCACGGAAUGUAAUUGUCUUCGUCUAUUAUAACGAAGUUAACUACUUUUUUGUGGACAUGGACGUCCGCAGAAAUUUAUUCUGAAGGGGGCGGGGGUCAAUCCUCUAAAAUAGCCAUUUAUGACACAAAUGAAUUAAUCAUUUUGGAGACGUGGCAGUCCAAAAGAGCUAAAUAGACCUAGACGACUGAAAAAAAUUAUACACAAGAGAAUUGAUAGCUCAGUAUGUGAAUAAAAACUCUGUACUCCACAUUACAGAGGGGGGGAGGUGGGCAAAGAACCCCCGCCCCCUUACACACCGCCCCCCCCCCCCCGGCCUUGCGGACACCUUUGUCUGUGUACAACACUGUAUGUAGCAGAACAUCGUUGAUCUAUGAUAUAGCGAAGGAUUUAUUUUGUUGCCUGUGAGAGGUACCAGACAGAGGUUUUAAAAUAGACAGUUCUCACAUGCCAUUAACGAUUAAGAUGGACCAUAAGAAUAUUCAGUAUUGUAUUGUCUGAACGAGGCAAGCAAACCAUAACAAUUUUAAUGUGUUCUCCGGGCAUCUUCACCUUCACUUCAUAAGUUUUCAUUUAAUGAUCACGUGCGUUAUUCACUUCAUCGGCAUUACUGAGAACUGCUAAAGACGAGAGCAACAUACAAUUCUUAAAUGAUAUGUACACUGCGGAGUAUAAUAAUACUACUAAAGCAUAGAGUGAUACUAAUAUCAAGACCAAAAAUGUACUUCUACCGGGAAACAGGUUCUGUUCUUCAUCCGCAAUGCACCUAAGAGAAGUGAUUGUGUAAAUAUCAUUACAACUCACUCAGUUAUUUUUCAUCCCGGUAUUUAACGAGAUGAAUGCAACGUUUGUUAUUUAGGCGUGUGAUUCGUGACAGAAUUAAUCACUGUUUUUAUGUGUCAUGACUCUGAAAAACUUUAUUACGUACAAAUUUCAAAGAAUAAAAGUGAAAGAUAUGCUACAUCAUCGUGUUGAUAUAAAAACGCGUUCUGAGUAAUCGCUAACAUAAAAAAAUAAAAUUUUGAAAAAUAUCUGUACCGGCACCAUAUUAAAAAAGAUUUUAGUUAGUUACAGCUGUUUACUGUGCAAUGAGUGGAUGGCCAAAAGUUGUCAUAGGCAUAAAGGAGUGUGUUGUAAUCUUCGACCAGUUGUAAUAUGAAAAACAUCCAUGAAAUGUUAUUUGAGCAUAAAAUAUGAUAUUGAUACUGCAUAAUUUUUAGAAAAUAAGAGAGAGUACAAUGUUAAGUGAGUUACAAUUCUGGAGCACUGACAAUAACGGAUGUGACAGUAAAAUUUCAACUUUUUAUAAAGUUUUACCUUUGAAUUUAGUUUUGCAGCUUGAAACAAAGUGCUGCUUCUACUGUCAACAAUGUUACUGAAUAACAUCUGAAUGCAAUAAAGAUCCAAAUUGACUGCGCUAUUAUUAGGAAAGUUACGCAUUUCCAGUGCCAGUACAUCCAUGGGAGAAACGCUGUAUGCAGUAAGUUAAGUAUUUCUCUCUCUGAAUCUGUAAUUGUGCUAAAAAAUCGAACUUUCAUUUUCAUUUACGUUCUUUCCCAUCAGCCAUCGUGCAGAAUUUCAAUUUGGACAUACCCAUCAAAGUAUUUGUCAAUUACUUUAUUUCCGUACAAGUUUUUUUUGUAUCUACCUCGAAGUUUUAGUUUUUCUAACGAAAGGUAUUGUACGUUAAGUAUGGCAAAGUGCCUGAAAUACGACGGGUAGAAGACGUCAUGGCGCGCCACCGGAGAGUCUUGUCACCACAAUAUUUAUUUCGCAUGCAGGUUCAUUGUCUUCGUCACCUCACGACCAGGUUAAGCUGCAGAACAAUGUAUUCCACAGCUUGGUUAGGGGCGGGGGAAAUGGAUCGAGACACCAUUCCUUAUCCAUCACACCAUGUCUGUUGUUGCAGGAUUUGUGUUAAUGUUUGUCACUCAAAGUGUUGCAUCUACACGAGAUUUGCUUUAACGCCAUAAAGGCCGGUAAUGUCAGAAUUAUCUUCCAGUCUUGCGUAAUAUGGAGCCCUACAGUUAUUGUUCUGGCUUAUCCAUACUAAAACAAGAGCUACCGUACGUGAAAGGAAAUUGUGUGAUUGUUUUUACGUUUAUUUUUCGUUAUCUCUCAUAUUCCUCAACAUUUUAGUGCAGACACCGACUUGACAGAGAUGGAAAAAAUAAAUUUUUGUAACUGCCUGGAAAGAUUUUUGAACCCACGUAAGUCGUAAGUUAAUUCUGUAAUCUGAAUUAAAAAUGAACCAUCAUUAAACUCCUAUAUUCUGUUUCAACAAAAAUUUUGAAUUAAUAUGUUAAUGUACUGCUGACCUUAUUGAACCCCCUUCGCCAACUUACAACGAAACU